Molecule: messenger RNA, 1443 nt
Organism: Dictyostelium purpureum
Lineage: Eukaryota; Evosea; Eumycetozoa; Dictyosteliales; Dictyosteliaceae
Exons: 4
Cellular component (GO): endoplasmic reticulum
Molecular function (GO): ubiquitin binding
Source: RefSeq, a predicted model, not a curated record
AAAAUGAGUAUCUCGUUUGAUUUGAUAUAUGCAGGUGAGCCAUUACCAAUCACAUUGCCAUUGGAAUCAACAGUAUCAGAAUUGAAAAAUUUAUUAAAGGAUUUUACAGGUGUUGAGCCAGAUCGACAAAUGUUUUUAAAUUUACCCAGCGGAGCAAAUGAAACUAGUGUUUUGGCAUCAAUGGAUUUAAAAAAUAUUGAAAUGGUCGAAGUACAGCCUAAUACAAAUGAAAGGAAUGCAAUAACCGGUAAUGAUUCAAACCAUCCAAUAACUAUAAACGACGAAGAUGAAAUUUUUUUCGAUGAGGAGAUUAGAAGAACAGUUGGUUCACAACAAUCAUAUACACAGUCACAAAAUACAACCUCCACAACACAAGAUGAAAAUGGUGUUACAACCACUACAACACAAACUAUGGAGGAUAAUAAUGGUGUUAUAACCCAUACAACAACACACAGAGUUGGAACUGGAAUACCAAGUAUUCAGACUACUGUUACAAAUAACUACGUUAGAUCACCAUAUGCCACCAAUUUUUACCCAGAGACAGAUGAAUUAUCAGUUCAAAACCUUACAGACUUUUUAGACCCACUAUCAUACCCAAAUUUUGCUGAAGUUAUGUUACAGCAAUAUUCAGUUAUUGUACCAGGUUCAUUUAGUGGUAGUUUUAAAGAUGCUUUAAAUUUUGCAAAGAAACAAGGUAAAUUAGUUUUGGCCUAUUUACACUCUGAGACUGAACCAUCUCUUCAAUUUGUUUUAGAUAUUUUAAGAAGUGACGAAGUUUCACAGUUUAUAUCCGAAAAUUUUAUAUUUUGGGUCGCCGAAAUUACACCAGAAGCAGAGUCAUUCCUCUUUUCAUUGGUACAGUUUGAAAGUUAUCCAAUUUUAGUAACUCUCAUGAAUUUAGGCGCUUCUGAAAUUUUAGAUGUUUCUCAAGGUUGUUCAGAAAAAGUUGAUUUCUAUAAUAAAUUGGUAAAUCAAGUGUUAACACAUCAUUCCGAUUUAGAAAGAGUUAGAGUUGAAGAAGAAGAGAAUGAAAAAGCUAGAAUGAUCGUUCAAGAACAAGAUGAAGCAUACAAGGAAUCAUUAAGAAUAGAUCAAGAAAAACAAAGAAAGGCAAAGGAGGAAGAACAAAGAGUUGAAAAUAAAAAACAACAAAAACUAAACAAUGCUAAUUUAGUACCACCAGAGCCAGAAAAAGGUCCAAAUUCAACACAAAUUAUUUUUAAAUUACCUGACGAUACCAAAAUCGAAAGAAGAUUUAACUCAAAUGAUAAAUUAAUUACACUUUGUCACUUUUUAGAUGGUAAAGGUAUUGAAAUUGAUAACUAUCAAUUCGCUACCAUGUACCCAAGAAAGAUUUAUAAAGAUAAGGAUCUCGAAUUAACUUUAUUGGAAUCAAACCUUCACCCGCAAUCAAUUUUAAAUGUUAGAUCAGCUGAUAAUUAA